Messenger RNA from Lacerta agilis (Sand lizard), 2726 nucleotides. Its product is annotated as cytochrome P450 2J2-like. The coding region runs from base 20 to 1537 and encodes 505 amino acids. Gene Ontology annotation, biological process: arachidonate metabolic process; xenobiotic metabolic process. NCBI's taxonomy places the organism in Eukaryota, Metazoa, Chordata, Lepidosauria, Squamata, Lacertidae. Gene Ontology annotation, molecular function: iron ion binding; oxidoreductase activity, acting on paired donors, with incorporation or reduction of molecular oxygen, reduced flavin or flavoprotein as one donor, and incorporation of one atom of oxygen; heme binding. The transcript is spliced from 9 exons. Gene Ontology annotation, cellular component: cytoplasm; intracellular membrane-bounded organelle. The record is from RefSeq and is a predicted model, not a curated record.
CUUAAAACCUAAGGUGGCAAUGGAGAUCAGCAGCUGCCUUGCAGUUCUGGCCGUGUCUCUCCUGAUUCUGCAGUUCCUGAAGCUGCAGUGGGGAAGGCGCUGCUUCCCACCCGGACCACUUCCGCUACCUCUCCUGGGGACCCUGUGGUGCUUUGGCUCUGGAUGGCAUCAAGACACCCUCUCCAAGCUGUCCAAGGUUUACGGGAAAGUCUUCACCAUCUGGGUUGGGCACAAGCCGAUGAUUGUUGUGAAUGGCUUUUGUUCGGUGAAGCAAGUGCUCAGCAACUACUCGGAAGAGACCUCAUGUCGUGUAGUAACUCCCUUUGUCAGAGACAUGAUGAAAGGAAAGGGUAUCCUAUUUUCAAGUGGCUGCACCUGGAAGGAGCAGCGGCGUUUUGGGAUGUCUGCGCUCCGAUCACUGGGCCUUGGAAGGAAAAGCAUGGAGUUCUGUGUGCAAGAGGAGGCUGGCCACAUGGUGGAGUUCUUUGCAAGCAAGAGAGGCGAAUCUGUAGACCCUAGAAUCCCCCUCUUCCAUGCCUUCUGUAGUGUGAUCUCCAGCGUAAUUUUUGGACACCCUUUCGACAUUGAAGACAAAGUGUAUCAGAAGCUGAUAGAGUGCAUUGAGUACGAAGCACAUUUUUUCCUCUCCACAUUUCAUUUGCUGUAUGAACUGUUUCCGUGGCUGAUGCGCUACCUCCCAGGACCCCACCAGAAGGCUUUCUCAUGCUUGGAGCAGAUCCAUUCAUUUGGAAGGAGUGAGAUCAGAAGGCACAAGGAGAAGAGGGAAACAGAUGAACCACGGGAUUUCAUUGACUUCUAUCUGGAUGAAAUAGAUAAAAAGAAGGAUGAUCCCGAAUCGACCUUUGACGAAGUCAACUUGGUUCAUGUCAUUUACGACCUCUUCACAGCCGGGACAGAUACUGGUUCAUCCACUUUGUGCUGGGCUCUGCUCUUCAUGGUGGUUCAUCCAGACAUCCAAGAGAAAGUUCAGGCCGAGAUUGAUGCUGCUGUGACACGUUCCCAACGCAUCUCCUAUGAGGAUCGGAUGAACCUGCCCUACACCAAUGCUGUCAUUCAUGAAAUCCAGCGCUACAAAUACGUUCUCUUGGUUGGAAAUUUCAGGCAAUGUGCAAAGGAUGCAACUAUGUUUGGUUUUCCCAUUAAAAAGGAUACUGUAAUUAUUCCUGAUAUAGCCUCUGCUCUAUAUGACCCUGAAGAGUGGGAGACGCCUCACCAGUUCAACCCAAACCACUUCCUGGAUAAAGAAGGGAACUUCUUCGUCAGAGACGCCUUCAUUCCAUUUUCAUUAGGGAAGCGAAUCUGUAUCGGGGACAAUCUGGCAAGGAUGGAGAUUUUCCUCUUCUUCACUAACCUGCUGCAAGCGUUCACAUUACGGCUGCCUGAUGGUGUGCGGGAGCUCAACACAAACGCUGUGAGAGGAAGGUUAGCUGUGCAACCGCAUCCUUACACAAUCUGUGCUGUUCCUCGCAAGGCUACAGCUUGGGAGAGGGAACAAGAGGCCAGCCAGAGAGCUUAGAAGCAGACGCCACCAAACCAAGCUACUUUCCCAUGAAUCCUGAUGGAGAACGCUCAACUGCGUUGGUUAAGAAAUCUGAUGUUGCUGAACAGGAACUCUUUUGUGGAAACCCAAUUUGUGGGUACAUGGCUUUCUAACCGAACUCAACAGCGAUCUUCUAGAUAUGAAUGUCUUCUGGCUGCUAAUUUAUUUGCAAUAGGAUUCAGCACUUGUUUUCAACUCCUGCGCAGAACAGUAUUGGCUGAAUCCUCUUCUGUCCCGCUUUUCUCAAACACAGCCUGGGGCCUUCUGCAUGCAGAGCAGUUGAUCUACCAUGGCUCUUUCCCCUAAUUUCCAUAAGGAAUAAACCAAGCCAUUUCAACCAUGUGUCGGCCAUGUAUUUAUGAAGAACCUGGCAUAUAAUGAAACUGGUUACAGACAGAUACAGCUCGCUCACAUGAAGGACAAGCAUGAGUGCAGCUUUUCCAGAAAGCAGCUCAGGUUUCGCACAAAUUGUAGCCCCACGCAUAUCAAUUUUCAGGCUCAAACUUCAUGGUUCAUGGGCUGGUUCAUUGGCAGACCACCCUCUCAGCCUGAGCCCCUGUCUGUAUUGUAGUAAUAAUACUGACCUGCUAUACAGGAUUGCUUCCUUGCCAGUGUAGGUAUCAAGUUCACCUAACUGCCUGCUUUCCCCCCAGAUUUUCACCUUGGGGCCAUGAGUUUCAUUUAACAUCCUCCAUCAGCAAUAGCCAAAAAGGGUAGCCAAAACAAGUUACAUCUUAUCAAUCAUUGUGAAACUACUGCUUUACUUCAUCAGGGGAGUCCCUCUUCACGUUCCCUAUACAGGAUGAAGGAUGUGGUAUGGGGACCAGGAAGGGAGGGGCCUUUUCAGUGGUGGCUCCACCCAUUGGCAAUUCCCUUCCAAUGGAGGUGGGUUUAUGGGUUUGGACAGCUGGUUACGAGUCGCCUUUUUUUCAGUGGGGAUUAGGAGGAGAAAAGACGUGGUUGGAGAAAUCAGCUAGUUGCAGCUGCUGCUGCUGCUUUCAAUAAAUCAUUGUUUUGUAGGUUGUUAUACCUUGCUGUGUACUUCAGGGACUGUGUUAUUUAAUGCAUUCUUUUUUUCCAUGUUUGACUUUUAUAAACCGCCCUUUGUACAAUCCGCAGGGUGGUUCAGAACAAUCACCCAACUGGAUAAAUGAAUGAAAUGAAA